Hermetia illucens (black soldier fly) is the source of this 1687-nucleotide messenger RNA. Its product is annotated as trithorax group protein osa. The record is from RefSeq and is a predicted model, not a curated record. The coding region runs from base 565 to 1491 and encodes 308 amino acids. The transcript is spliced from 3 exons. Lineage: Eukaryota; Metazoa; Arthropoda; Insecta; Diptera; Stratiomyidae.
UAGUUCAAUCAUUCGUAAUCGUCCACCACUCACAACAAUUUUGUUGUCGGGCUCUGGAAGUCAGUUAGUUUGUCUUAGCUCGCAGCUGAGUCAUAGAGCAGAGAUCACAACCACCACCAGUUGAAUUGUUAAGGUUUCGCGGCACUUUACGGUCCAUUCAAAUCCACUCAAAGAUUAACUACAAUAAAUAGAUCAGUUGUGAGUUUUAUCGCUAAUCGUGCGUAGGUGGAAUCGUGAACGUAAAAUCCAAUUAAAUUCCGAUAGAAAAGACCAUAGUAACUGUUCUUCGGCUGAUGUGAGGAAAGGAAAACGUUACGCAUCAUUAACAAGUGCCAAACCAACCAUUUUAACGGUCGUAAUUGAUUUUACAAUACAAAUUCCGAAAUAGUGACCGGAGCCGUGUUUUCUGAAUCAACUAAUAAAGUUUACGCCAAGGUGGUUCGAGAGUACUCAACUCAGCUUGAACAAAUUAAUAGUUCGAUAAAGAAUCAACGCAGCGCCCAGGCCCAACUUACAGGUUUUGCAUUUUAAAUUGAUUUGGCAGCGCAACUUCGAUUACUCAGAAUGGAUGCAAAGAUUGCAAUUCUUCUUGUGUGCACACUACAAUAUGUGAAUUGUGCUGGACUGUUGCGAACACCAAAAGUCUACAACGCUUUAAUUACAACUGAUGAAAACCUGACUCCAAGUCGGGCUUUCCCACUCAUCCAACCGACAAUCCAUGAAACUGGUAUCGCAGCAUUCCCGUUUGGUUUCCAUGCUUACCGUUACAUUAAUCCAGGACUUCGCUCACAGUUUGGGCCUCCAGGAAGUGACGCUCUAUUUCGAAGUGCUCCACCACACCCUUACGGCGCUUUCCCUAAAGAACAGAUUCCGCUAGAAUCACCUCAGAAUCAAAUACCAGAAUCCGGACCAGGGCCAUUAGAACUACCACCAUCUUCAAGUCAGGCUCCAAUCCGUGCCCCUGAAGGUGAAAUUCGUCCACCAUUCGCAUUGCCUCAUCCACCACAGGGCGGAGAACAACUUCCAAUUCCACCAGAAGCAGGCCGUCCCCCAAUUCCACUCAAUGAAUUCGGACUUCCACCAAGUCUAGUUCCACUACCAUCCUUCCCUCGCCCACAGAAUCCAAUCAACUUGCAACCCUACCCAUUCAACAGUUACCCAUUGAUCUAUGAUUCAUACAACAAUUUCCCUGAACAGUAUCUUCCUCCAUUCGGAUAUUAUCCUCCUGCAACUGCUUUUGGAAACGCCGGACCAAAGAAAGAAGGCCAACCUGGUUUAAAGCCAACUGUACCAGCUGAAAAGCCACAAUCGCCACAACCUGCACAAAACCCAGCUAGUGGAGAAGCAAGUAACAGUGCAACGUUGUCUCCAGAUGCAUUAAAGGUUCAACCAAACAUUGAUGGUAUUAAGAAUAUUAGCGCCAACAGAAAUAGCGAAGUCCCAGAUGUACCACCACCACCAAUACCAUCUGGUGCUAAAAGUGCUGAAUAAACGAGAAUGAAAGUGACAAAUUGAAGAAACAAAUCUUCUUUAAUGUCUACAAAUUAGAAUUUAUUUAAAAUUACAAAUAUUUAACUUAUUUUAUUUUAUACGAAAUGUAUUGUAAAAUUUGGAUAUAUUUUGAUAUUCAGUUGUAAUUUUAGAGUAUGUACGAUGUAUGAAAAUAAAUCCUAGUUUUUAAAUUUAA